AUGUAUUCCACCAAGUCUGAAAAGGAAAGGCCAUUAAUUGUCAGAAGUGUGAAUGCUGGUAUGGAAGUGUCAGAUGUAUCAGAUAGUGCAGAUGAUUUUACAGAGUUCAAUAAUGGUGUUGCAAUUGAAAGAAUCAAUUCAACAAAAUCAACUCCAACAGUACAAACACAAGAAAAUACACAUUCAAAAGAAAGUGAAUUGUUACAAGAUGAGAAUGAUGAAACACCUUCUAAUGAGCAAUUGAAACGAAAAAGAGAUGAAUUAAUUGGCAAUCAAAGUCAAGACAAUGGUAUUGAAGAUAAUGACAAUGAUUGGGUGGAUGUGAAUGAUGAAGAGGAAGCAUAUGAUAAACUAUUGGAGGAGAGAGAGGUUGAGAAGAAUGGUGAAAGACAUGAAGCGGGUGUAGAAUCAUCUUCUAAAAAACCAAGGAAUAAUGACUUUUAUUUGACCAAGGAGAUGAUCAAGGAUUCGUAUGCAAAAUUAGAGUCUAAAAUGUCUGACGUAAAUUAUGGAAGUUUUACACAAAUUUCUAAAUGUGGCACUGUUUGUAAAUCUACAUUGAGUAAGGCAAAUUCCAUUUUAAACAUCAAAACCAUUGAAGACUUUGAUAUUAGAGUGAGUUUAGAGGAAAAUAUGGUUUUGGUAAAUAUUUUACAUAUGGUAAAAGAGACAAUUCGAUACCAUGUAAGGUGGGUAAAGUUAAUUAAGGCAGACAAACACCUCUCUGAUUAUAUUUUGAAGGAAGAUUUGGAUCUUCUUAAAAAGAAAUUCAUUUAUCUUUUAAAUCUUGAUGGGGCUGAUGGAUUGGUGACAUUUGCUUUACAAUUAAUUAAUUCAAAAGCAUUUGGAAAUCCAAAAUCAAGAGAAAAUGUUUUUCCAAUUGCUGGAUGGAGAGGUGGCGAAGAAAAGCUUCGUUCAAUAUCUGAUGGGAUAAAGUUCAUGAUUGAAACGAUGCGAGAGCAGGGUGUUGAAGUAGAUGGAGUUGUUUAUCAAGUUGAUUUUUGGGUUACUACUGAUUUACUUUCCUUAAUGAAAAUCAGUAGAUUACUUUUCAAACAAAUGUGUCCUUACUGUAUGACACUUUCAACCAUUUGUGACAGACGUCAUCAACUUAGAUUAGCAACAGAAUUAGGAUGUAUACUUUCAAUUCCUCCCUCCAAAGUAAUAAUUUGUCUAUUACAUAUGAAAGAGAGAGUUGUUGAAAGACUACUAAUUGAUUCCAUAAUGUUAUUAAGUAGUAACAGAAAGGUUAUUAGCAUUUUGAAAAAAAUGGAACACAUGGAAAGAUUCACUCUUCGUGAACUCAAAACCAAAAAAGGGGUGAUGUACAGGUGCUAUCUUACUGGAAAUAUGGUUAAAUCCGUAUUUAAAAACCUUAAAUGCUUAAGAGGUCAUAUUUGUGGUAGUCAAUACACCCUUCUGAUAUUAUUUCGUAGUAUUUCAAAUCUGCUUGAUAUUUCCCAACCUUUAAAUGAGAAUCAACAAGAAAGAUUAUCCAUUCUUUUGGGUAAAAUGGAGAAGCUGUAUUGUACUGUAUACACAACGAAACCAAAAAGUUGGUAUUUACACAUUUUAUUUCAUCAUGUGCCAGAUUUAUUGAAAUUUUACAAAACUAUCAAGCCAUACGAAACUCAAGGUUUUGAAAGUGCUCAUAUUGAUGAUAAGGAAUUUAUGUCUCAUACUUCUCAUAAUGGCGGUAAAGAAUCAUAUCUUGAUCGAAUGUUUCCUGGAUUUAAAGAUCAAAUGUUAAUUCAGUUUUUGAUACCGAGAUUGAAAAAGUUAAUGCUGUGCAACUAUUUCGAUAUGAAAUUUCAUUUUGUUGAAAGGAGAACACAAUCAUAUAUUAACUUUUUGAAACAACCAUACCCACCAUGUUCCUUAGUAUCUUCUGAAGAAUUGAUUCACUCUAACCCUGAAUCCACUCCUUGCAACAAUAAUUGCAAUAAUCAUAUUGCAAUUACUGUUUUAAGUCAAUACAAUCCAUCCGGAAAUAAUUCAACUGGAAAUAUUAUUUCGUAUAAUAAUGAGGCUGCUACUCAAGCUUUUGAUAUGGCCAUUAACAUUAUGGAAGACAUAGCUUUUAAUAAGAAAUUCCAUGCUGAAGAGGGAGAAAUUCAAUACAGAAAUCUUCAAUUUGAUUGCCCUAAUGCCGAACAAAAUCCAAAUCAAACUACUCAAGAACUUAUUGAAUUACUCAAUGAUUUACAAGAACAAGUUAGAAAUGCCUAUGAAGAAAGAUGUGAAGUGAGAUUUGCCAAUCUUGCAGCCACAAAGAUUUUAAAGAAGUGUAAUCAAUUAUUUGAUGAAGUUAAACCAUGGAUUCUUGUUAAGGAUGCAGUAGCUAAUGCUCAACAAAUUGAGAUAAUAAUCAUCUAA
Messenger RNA from Naegleria gruberi, 2376 nucleotides. RefSeq lists its product as uncharacterized. Gene Ontology annotation, biological process: tRNA aminoacylation for protein translation. NCBI's taxonomy places the organism in Eukaryota, Heterolobosea, Eutetramitea, Acrasida, Naegleriidae. The transcript has 3 exons. The record is from RefSeq and is a predicted model, not a curated record. Gene Ontology annotation, molecular function: ATP binding; aminoacyl-tRNA ligase activity. Bases 1 to 2376 code for a protein of 791 amino acids.